Hyla sarda is the source of this 2832-nucleotide messenger RNA. RefSeq names its product extracellular calcium-sensing receptor-like. Gene Ontology annotation, biological process: G protein-coupled receptor signaling pathway. The transcript has 8 exons. NCBI's taxonomy places the organism in Eukaryota, Metazoa, Chordata, Amphibia, Anura, Hylidae. Gene Ontology annotation, molecular function: G protein-coupled receptor activity. The record is from RefSeq and is a predicted model, not a curated record. Gene Ontology annotation, cellular component: membrane. Bases 1 to 2832 code for a protein of 943 amino acids.
AUGCCGUAUCCAGGAAUAAGGGCGUCUCACGUGACCAAGGUCACAAUCUAUUGUGCACAUCUGUAUGAUAUAAUUGUUCCUGUAAUUGUCCUGGAGCAGCAUCCAGGCCCUCAGGGUGACAUGGCUCGGCCCACAGAGGACAUCAAUCACUUACUCCAGCUGUGUUGUCUGGGAACAGCCAUGGGCACCCUUUAUAAACUGAGGAUUGGAGCCCCCCUCGUUGAUGAUCGUACAAUGAUAACCUUGUAUACAGUGAUCUGGAUUCUUCUUCUGCCUGACCUUAUUGUUGUGUUACAUUCCUCGGAUCUGGCCUGCCGCCUUUAUGUUCCAGAACUUGAAGGUAUAACUCAGCCUGGAGAUAUCAUGUUAGGAGUCAUUUUACCUCUUCAUUUGGACAGGGUGUAUCAAAGACUUCCCUUCACCGUAAGACCAACUAAGACCAUUUGUUCAACGUUCCACCUUGAAAAUUAUCAGCAACUUCAGUCCAUGAUAUUUGCAGUUGAAGAAAUUAAUGGAAAUCCCACUAUUCUUCCAAAUGUCACUUUAGGCUUCCAAGCCUAUGACUCGUGUGAUGUUCUUCGGCAUGAUCUCCAAGGAACAUUACAGAUACUGUCUGGAUCCAACAAAGUUCUACCCAACUACCGAUGCCUUGUAAAUGUUCCACUCAGUGUGAUCAUCGGUCCCUCGAUUUCAACACACUCCAUCCUCGUAGCACAUAUUCUGGGACUGUAUAAGUACCCUCAGAUUAGCCACUUUUCCACCAGUCCUCUACUGAGCGAUCGGACAAAAUUCCCGUCAUUUUUCAGAACUGUAUCUAAUGAUGUUUUCCAAUCUCAAGGACUUUCCCAGCUGGUGUUACAUUUUGGCUGGACAUGGAUAGGGUUACUGGCCGUUGACAAUGACUAUGGUCAACAAGGAAUUCAACUGGUGAAAAAAGAGAUAGUCAAGGCUGGAGCAUGUGUGGCUUUUUCUGAGAACAUUAUUACAAGCCAGCCAAGCCACAACGCUCCACGUAUUGUUAAAGUUUUGAAGACCUCAACUGCAGAAAUCGUGGUUGUCUUCUCGCCAGCUAUAAAUUUAGUUCCCAUCUUGUAUGAAAUGUUGAAACAAGAUGUCACAAAGAAAAUAUUCAUAGCAAGUGAAGCUUGGUCCACCUCUAGUCUCUUCUCCAUAGGAAAGCUUUCUGAGUCCCUCUCAGGGACAAUCGGAUUAGCUUUCUACAGUGGAACUAUCCCAAAGUUUCAAGAAUUUCUCAAUAAGAUCCACCCUUCGAUAGCCCUGGGAAAGGAAUGGACAAAGUUGUUAUGGGAGCAGACAUUUCAUUGCACAGUUAUGGAUAACAAUUCAACAAGGUCUUUCAGCACAUCCAUGAAAGAAUGUACAGGAUCUGAGUACCUUCAAAGUGUCACAAACAGCUUCAAUGAUGUCUCCAACUUAAGGGCUACGUACAAUGUCUAUACUGCAGUGCAUGUUGUGGCUAAAGCUUUAGAAGAUUUGAAAAGCUGCAAGAAUGGACCCUUAUUCUUCCAUAAACCAUGUGCUAAAAUUAAAGAUUUUGCAUCUUGGCAGCUUUUGUACUAUAUGAAGAAAGCUAGAGUCACCCUGAGUAAUGGGAAAGACUUCUACUUUGAUGAGAAUGGAGACCCUCCGGCCAUCUAUGACAUUGUGAACUGGCAACUUAACCCAGAGGGCAUCAUGCAACAUAAAAAGAUUGGCAGCUACGAUACCAUGGCUUCUCCUGGUCAAGUUUUUACUAUAAACACCAGUGCUAUACUAUGGAACACUGGAAAUGAGACACGUCCUAUCUCGGUCUGCAGUGAGAGUUGUCCUCCAGGCCUUAGGAAAGCCCCUUUAAGUGGUCAACCAGCUUGUUGUUUCCAAUGUGUACCCUGCCCUCAAGGAGAGAUUUCCAAUCAGACAGACUCAGUUGACUGUAUCCGGUGCCAAUGGAAUGAAUGGCCAAAUGCCCCAAAAGACCUGUGUCUCCAGAAGGCUAUAGAAUAUCUGUCAUAUGAAGAAACCUUGGGCUCAACCUUGACCUGUACAAGUUCUGUGUCCGUCCUCAUUCCUGUUCUUAUUUUUCAACUUUAUGUUAAGUUUAAAAUGACCCCUAUAGUGAAAGCUAACAACUACUACCUGAGCUGCCUUCUGUUGGUGUCCUUGUCCCUCUGUUUCCUUUGCUCUUUGCUUUUUAUAGGAUUUCCAAAACAUGAAACAUGUCUUCUACGUCAAGCUGGAUUCGGGUUGGCCUUUACCCUCUGUAUCUCUUGUGUCUUGGCUAAAACCAUCAUGGUAGUAUUUGCUUUUAUGGCAACAAAGCCAGGAAGCAAUUUGAGGAGAUGGACCAGUCCCAAAGUGUCCUAUGCUAUUAUAUUCCUAUGCACUUUUUUGCAGUUCAUUAUGUGCAUCACAUGGUUGUAUAACUCACCUCCAUUUCCCCAAAACAAUGCUCAAGUGAAACCUAAUGUAAUAAUUGUUGAGUGUAAUGAGGGAUCACCUAUCGCCUUCUGGAUCAUGUUGGGUUAUCUCUUCCUUCUGGCCACCAUAAGUUUCAUUGUGGCCUUCUUGGCCCGAAGACUUCCCGAAAGCUUCAAUGAAGCCCAAUAUAUUACGUUCAGCAUGUUGGCCUUCCUCAGUGUCUGGAUAUCUUAUAUCCCGGCCUCCCUCAGUGCCCAGGGCAAGUACACAGUGGCUAUGGAGGUCUUUGCCAUCUUGGCCUCCAGUUGGGCUUUGGUCAUAUGUAUGUUUUUUCCAAAAUGUUUUAUCAUAUUGUUCAGACCAGAGACGAACUCUAGAGAAUUUCUCAUGAGGAAGAACCCAACAUGUAGUUAA